Molecule: messenger RNA, 1762 nt
Organism: Condylostylus longicornis
Lineage: Eukaryota; Metazoa; Arthropoda; Insecta; Diptera; Dolichopodidae
Gene: Faf2
Product: FAS-associated factor 2
Exons: 4
Coding region: 367-1731 (454 amino acids)
Cellular component (GO): endoplasmic reticulum
Molecular function (GO): ubiquitin binding
Source: RefSeq, a predicted model, not a curated record
AAUGAAAAACUAAAAAAUUAUAUCAUAAAAAUUAAUUAUAUAUUUAAGUAUUAUUUUAAUAUCAAAUAUAUAUUUGUGUUUUUAAUUAUCGAAAACAAAAAAAUCUAAUUGGAGAAAGUUUUUAAUAAACGUUUGACGAAACCUAUAAGAAAAUAGAAAUAUAAAAAAAUAAAAAUUUAUCAUUUCUUCACAUACAUUUUUUAAUUAUCAUUUGCAUUCUUAAUAUAAAUUUGAACAAUAUUUUAUUUAAAAUACUAUAGUAUUGAGCUAUCAUCCACAUCAGAUUUAUCUUCUCAAUUUUGCUGAGUAAUAGCUAAAAAGAGAAGAAAAAGAAAACGGCACAAAUUUGUUGGGAGAUAAUCAAAUAUGGAGGCAGACAAUGGUCUGACAAGUGAACAAACGGAUACGGUUCUCCAAUUUCAAGAUGUUACUGGGAUUGAAGAUAUAAACAUAUGCAGAGAUAUAUUAAUCAGACAUCAAUGGGAUCUUGAAGUUGCUAUACAAGAACAAUUAAAUAUAAGAGAAGGCCGACCUUCUAUGUAUGCAGCUAAUACAGAUAUAAGAGCACCACAAGUUGUUAAUGAUCGCUUUCUACAACAUGUAUUCUCAGCACAAUCCGGUUUGCCAGGAUUUAGUAAUGGUUCACCUAUUCCAAAUAGCUUUACAGGAUUUUUAGGCUAUAUAGUAAAUUGUGUAUUUCAAUUUUGUUAUUCAACUGUUUCUUCAGUUAUUUCAGUCUUUUUUAAAGCAAUUUUUGGGGGCCGAGAACGUAUAGUUACAGAUCCUUUAGGUGAUGUUAUGAAAUUUAUACAAACAUACAACGAAAAAUAUCCAGAUCAUGCUGUAUUCUAUCAAGGCACAUAUGCUCAAGCUUUAAAUGAUGCAAAACAUGAAAUAAGGUUCCUCCUUGUAUACCUCCAUUCAGAAACAAAUCAAACAGGUACAGAAGUCCAGCGAUUUUGUAAUGAAACAUUAUCAAAUAGAGAUGUUAUUGAAUAUAUUAAUCGAAAUAUGCUAUUUUGGGGUUGUGAUGUUUCAUCACCAGAAGGAUAUAGAGUUUCACAUUCUAUUAAUGCAAAAACUUAUCCUUUAUUGGUAUUAGUCGGCCUUAGAUCCAAUAAAAUGAUAAUAAUGGGUAGAAUGGAAGGUUAUUGUUCACCAGAGGAAUUACUGAGAAGACUGCGUGUAGUUGUCAAUGAUAAUGAAGUUUGGUUAACACAAGCAAGAGUAGAACGCUUAGAAAGAAAUUUAACACAAACAUUAAGACAACAACAAGAUGAAGCAUAUGAAUUAAGUUUAAAAGCUGAUCAAGAGAAAGAACGUCGAAAAGAACAAGAAAAAGAAGAAUGUAGAAAAGCACAAGAAGCUGAAGAGGCUAGAAUUAGAGCUGAACAAGAAAAGAAAGAUGAAAUUGCAAGACUUAAAAUUGAAUUAGCUACACGUGUGCCUUCAGAACCACCAAAAGAUUCACCUGAUGCUAUUCAUGUUGUCUUUAAAUUACCAAAUGGAGCUAGAAUUGAAAGGAGAUUUUUAAAUACAGAUUCUUUAAUUGAUGUUUAUUAUUAUAUAUUUUGUCAUCCAUCAUCGCCCGAUACAUUUGAAAUUACAACAAAUUUUCCAAAACGUGUCCUAUACACCAAAGAAUCAACACAAAAUUAUCAGAAACAAUCACUCCAUGAAGCCGGUUUAAAAAAUCGUGAAGUUUUAUUCGUUAAUGACUUAGAUGCCUAAGUCAAUUAAAAAAAAAAAAAAAAAGAGAAAA